Molecule: messenger RNA, 733 nt
Organism: Teleopsis dalmanni
Lineage: Eukaryota; Metazoa; Arthropoda; Insecta; Diptera; Diopsidae
Product: tRNA (guanine(37)-N1)-methyltransferase
Exons: 3
Coding region: 98-433 (111 amino acids)
Source: RefSeq, a predicted model, not a curated record
CACUUCUCUUUUGCGCUGUUUGGCAUUUGUUGCGUUGUUCAUUACAUCUCAGUUCAUUCUGUUUCGCGUACGUACAGUGUAGGUAGAAAAGUGAGUUAUGGCACGUAAAGCAAAAGCUAAUGCUGGUGGCAAAAAGGGUGCUGCUCCAGCCAAAACAUCUUUAAACAAAUCAAAGAAGGAUAAGAACGUUUUCAAAGUUGCUGAUACCAAGGGCAAAAAGAAGCCAAAGGAAGUUAAGGGGAAGCUUAAGAAGGUCAAGGAAGCCAUCAAAAAUAAGCAAGAAAAGGCUGAUGCUAGCUUAAAGGAGCUUCACAAGGAUAUGGUUGUUAAAAAGCCAAAAGCUACUAAAACCACUCCGAUUAAGAAAGCCAAGAAAGCACCAGCUAAUACCAAAAAUGUUUCACAAAAGUUGGGCAAUUUGAAGGUUGUUUAAACCUUAAGCAAAAUAAACCAAGUGUUUAUUUUUUAAAAUGCGUUUAAUGCAAUAAUUCAUAUUUAGUAGUUUAGUUUAGUUAAGUAUACGUACUUAAUAAAACCCAAAAAAAACAAAAACAAAAAAUAAAUAAAUAAAAAAAUAUAUUAAAAAUACAUAUUUACAAUUAUCACAGGUAUGGAUUUCCAUGCAAAUGUAAAACGAUUUUAUGCGUGUUUUGAAUAUUAAUUUAUAAAAAUAAUGCAAAAAUUGAAUUUUAAUAAUAAAAGUACAUUUCGAUCAUAUUUGGGAAAUAAAUUU